AUGGCGGUGCCCGGCACUUUCCUCAUGCCCAUCCUCCUCCUCUGCAGGCUGAGCCCCAACCUUGCUGCUGCCCGCAGCCCCACAGGAGUGGAGUGUGUCCUCUUCAACGAGGAGUACAUGACCUGCACAUGGGGAAGCAGAGAGAUGCUGACGGCCAACUACUCCCUCUACUACUGGUACGAGAACAGGUCCCCCGUGGUGGAGUGCAAGCACUACCUGCAGGACCAGGGCGUCAGCAUUGGCUGCCACUUCAACCAGAGUGAGAUCAUCCAGUUCCAGCCUUUCCGUGUCCUCGUCAAUGCCAGCCUCGGCGGCAGGACCCUGGAGAUCCCCAGCAAGCGCAUGGAGCUGCAGGAUCUGGUGAAACCAGAGGCGCCCGUUAACCUGACCAUCCGCAACAUGAGCAGCAACCAGCUGCAGCUGACGUGGACCUCUCCGUACCCCAAAGCCCAGUGCCUGGAGCAUGCCGUCAAGUACAAGAGCAACAAGGACACCAGCUGGAUGGAGCAACGGGUGAAAGGAGAAAUCUUCUCCUUCCCCAGCGUGGACUAUGAGAAGUACUACACCUUCUAUGUGCGCAGCAAGAUCAACAGCUACUGCGGCAGCACCCAGCUCUGGAGCGAGUGGAGCGUCCCUGUGGUCUGGGGCAACAACUCCACCAGCAAGAGUGUAGUGGAGGAGCAGCUGCACUGGUUCUGGAUCCACACUGUCUUGAUCCCCAUUGCCUCCUGCCUGCUCUUGCUAGUCCUUGUCAUCCUGCUGGUGCGCAUGGAAAGGGUGUGGGUCAUCCUCAUGCCCCGAAUCCCCAACCCCAGCAAGAACUUUGACGAGCUCUUUGUCACCCACAAUGGCAACUUCCAGGAAUGGGCUGGAGUCCCCAAAGACAUCGUGGAGAGUUUCAAGCCCAACUACAGCGAGAACAUCUGCUAUGUGAGCGAGCUGCCACCCAAGGAGAGCUACGAGCAUCUCUGGGAAAGCAGCAACCACCUGCUGUCGCUGAUGCCCACGGCCCUGGCUGCCCCCUGUGAGCACAGCCCCUACAAGAGCACCUACGUGGGAGUGUGA
Tauraco erythrolophus (red-crested turaco) is the source of this 1065-nucleotide messenger RNA. It is a transcript of the gene IL2RG, whose product is annotated as interleukin 2 receptor subunit gamma. NCBI's taxonomy places the organism in Eukaryota, Metazoa, Chordata, Aves, Musophagiformes, Musophagidae. Gene Ontology annotation, cellular component: external side of plasma membrane; membrane. Gene Ontology annotation, biological process: cytokine-mediated signaling pathway. Gene Ontology annotation, molecular function: protein binding; cytokine receptor activity. The record is from RefSeq and is a predicted model, not a curated record.